Paracoccidioides lutzii Pb01 is the source of this 180-nucleotide messenger RNA. RefSeq lists its product as hypothetical. The record is from RefSeq and is a predicted model, not a curated record. The transcript has a single exon. Bases 1 to 180 code for a protein of 59 amino acids.
AUGUCUGUCAAUGGCAUUUCUCCACCAGUUCCCGGGGAAGAAUUCGUAAAAUCAAACCCGAGCACCGCCACUUGCAAGUCACAAAUCCUCUCAAAUGUGGCUUGCUCCCGUCACACUGCGGGGUUGCUUCCGACGACGUCAGGAAAGGGGGAGGAACACGACCACAUGGGCAGAGAUUGA